CUACUUUUCUUCAUCCUUCUGUCUGGUGUACAUCUUUAAAAUGCAAUACGGAGAACUGCCACAAGCACACUUGGAGAACCCGAGAAAAGCAGAGUUUCGCACAUUCAGAUGAGAGCCAGUGACAGUACUCAAUCUCACCAUUUCAUCACAGGCAGAUGAUAUUACAGUGCAAGAACAUUCAGAGUAUUCUGUGCUUGCUGAGUGGGAGGGUCACACUGUGUGAGACUAAUAAGGACAGAGCUGCAUCCCCCUCUACCACUCCUUGGAGACUCACUCCAGCAACUCCUCGGCACUACAGCAGCUCUGUACAGGCAUUUCCAGUGCGUCUAGGGGACAGACUAACACAGACAUUAAAGAUUUGUUGCUGAUUGUUCACAUGCGUCCAGGGGGAGAUGAAGUACAUUGGAUCAUGCAUAGUUUGGCUUUGUAUGGCAGUCUUCCUCCUUCUUCCUGUUUCUACUUCUGUGGCUGUCAGUGACCACACAGGGUUUGAUCUGGCAGAAAGCUUUUCUUUGAGGCAAACGUCUUGUGGAGGUGAAAAAAACUGCUUUAAACUGGGAAGCGCGCCUCUCGUCAGAGACACAAAGCAAGUAUUUCCAAAUGGGCUUCCUGAAGAAUACUCUCUAGUUGCUAUGUUCCGUGUACGGCGAAAUACCAAGAAGGAACGUUGGUAUAUAUGGCAAGUUUUAAAUCAGUAUGACACACCUGAGAUCUCUGUCCUUCUGGAUGGUACAAAAAAGGUUGUGGAGUAUAUGACCAAAUCUGCUCAGGGAAAUAUACUGCACUACACUUUUAAGAGUCGAGAAAUUUAUCCAUUGUUUGAUCGGCAGUGGCAUAAACUUGGUAUUAGCGUCCAGUCAAGGAUCAUUUCCCUCUAUUUGGAUUGUAAUUUAAUUGAGAGAAAGCAGACUGAUGAAAAAUUCACCAUUGACUUGCAGGGAAGGACUCUGAUUGCUUCUCGUGCUGCAGAUGAUAAGCCUGUAGAUAUUGAACUUCACCACUUAACAAUCUAUUGUGAUCCAAAAUUUGCAGCAGAAGAUACGUGUUGUGAAAUAUCUGCCGAACUGUGCUCACAUGAGGAGAGACUUCUUGCUACAACUUCAUCACCAGUGACUGUUCAUGCCAGCAAAAUAUACAUGCUUCCAGGAAUACAGCAGGAAUCGAGAGAGAGAUGCCACUGCUUUCCAAAUAAAGGAGAAGCAGGAUUGCCAGGAGUAGCUGGUUUGCCAGGCAACAAAGGAGAUAAAGGUGAAAAGGGUGAAAUGGGAGCAAAAGGACAGGACGGUGUUGCUGGUCUUCCUGGCGAAAAGGGGGAAGCUGGCUUAGUAGGUGCUCCUGGCAUACCUGGUCUUACUGGUUCCAAGGGUGAACGUGGCUUUUCUGGUGGUAAAGGUGAAGAAGGAGAAAAGGGUGAAAAAGGAGAUAAAGGAGAACCAGGACCAGAAGGCAUUCAUGGAAGAGAGGGACUAAAAGGUGAUCCUGGUAGUCCUGGUGUGUCUGGUCCUAAAGGAGAAAAGGGAGAUGCAGGACCUCCAGGACCAACUGCCUUGAAUGGUUUGCCAGGACUGGAGGGUCCCCAAGGUCCACCUGGCAAAGAAGGCCAAAGGGGAAGACGUGGCAAACCAGGCCCCCCAGGAAAACCAGGACCACCAGGACCUCCUGGCCCUUCUGGACUAAAAGGAAUUCUGGAUUCACUGAACAAGCAUUAUAAUGAGAGUGAUACGAGACUACUAGGAUUACUUGGGACUCCUGGACUUAAAGGCCAGAAGGGAGACAUUGGUCAAAAAGGAGAGUUGGGAAUGACCGGUGCAAAAGGAGAAAAGGGAGAGCCUUCUGAAAAAGGGGACAAGGGAGAUCCAGGUGAAACUGGAAUGGAAGGAUCAAAAGGAAGUAAGGGUGAAACAGGAGACCCUGGACCACCUGGUCUGACUGGAAAUCCAGGAUCAAAGGGGCUACAAGGACCUCCAGGACCUGUGGGACCUAGGGGACUGCCAGGAGAAGUUGGCUUACCAGGAGAGCAUGGGGUACCAGGAAGCCCAGGUGUUAAAGGAGACAAGGGGGACCCUGGUGGGAUUAUGGGACCACCUGGACACCCAGGUCCUAAAGGUGAUGUGGGACCUCCUGGGCCAAGUCUGCCUGGAACACCAGGUCCCACUGGUAUUCCUGGAAACCCAGGUCCACGGGGACCAAAGGGAGAAAGAGGACUACCUGGUGUCCAAGGAGCACCUGGGGAGAUGGGGCCCCCUGGAAUAGGCAUUCAGGGAUCACCAGGUCCUGUAGGUCCAGCUGGAUCAGCAGGUAUGCAGGGCCCUAGAGGACCCCCAGGAUUACCAGGAACUCCGGGUACCCCUGGUAUUAACGGUGCUCCAGGAAGAGAUGGAAAGCCAGGACUACCAGGCCCUCCAGGUGACCCUAUUGCACUGCCACUUGUGGGAGAUAUGGGUGCUAUACUGAAGGGUGAUCCUGGCACAAGAGGUCCUCCAGGCAUCCCUGGUAGAGAAGGGCCAAAGGGAAGCAAAGGUGAACGUGGAUUUCCUGGGCUUGCUGGAGAGAAAGGUGAUGAGGGCCUUCAAGGUGCUCCUGGACUGCCAGGCAUUCCAGGACCCAGUGGACCUUCUGGAGUCACAGGAAGACCUGGACAUCCCGGGCCAGCAGGGUCAAAAGGCGAAAAGGGUAGUGAAGGUUCUCCUGGGCAACCUGGACCACCUGGGCCUCCGGGUAUGCCUUACAAUGAAAGAAAUGGAAUGAGCAGCUUAUAUAAACUCCAGGGAGGUGUGAGUGUUGCUAGUUAUCCAGGCCCACCAGGACCUCCCGGUCCCAAAGGAGAUCCUGGCACAGUGGGAGACCCAGGACCAAUGGGAUUACCAGGACUGGAAGGACUCCCAGGGGAAAAGGGUGACCGGGGACCAGCUGGCACGCCAGGAGUAGCCGGGACACCGGGAAAGCCGGGAUCUCCUGGGUCCCCAGGGAUGCCAGGGGAACCUGGUGAAAGGGGCCCUAUAGGAGAUAUCGGCUUCCCCGGGCCAGAAGGGCCACAAGGAAAACCAGGAAUCAAUGGAAAAGAUGGAUUGCCAGGUCCUCCGGGUGCUGUAGGGAGACCAGGAGACAGAGGACCCAAAGGAGAACGUGGAGAUCAGGGUAUUCCAGGAGACAGAGGUCCACAGGGUGAACGAGGGAAACCUGGCCCAUCAGGAGAAAAGGGGGAUGUAGGUCCUGUUGGGCCCCCAGGAGACAGAGGCUAUCCAGGGUCACCAGGCCAUCAAGGUCCCCCAGGUUCUCCAGGACCCCCAGGGUUUCCAGUUGAUGCAGUUUCACUCGAAGAAAUAAAAAAUUACAUCAAACAAGAAGUUCUUAAGGUUUUUGAAGAAAGGAUGGCUCAGUUUGUAUCCCAGCUGAAGCUGCCUGCUGCAAUGCUUGCCUCCCAAGCGCACGGAAAACCAGGGCCCCCAGGAAAAGAUGGGUUACCGGGACCACCAGGAAAGGAUGGUUUGCCAGGGCCACCAGGAGAACGUGGAAUUCAAGUUUGGUCUGCUCUGGCGUCAGGGCAAGGCAGACUGGAAUGAAGAACAUGAGAGUAAAGCUGAAGAUGUGUGGAUCCUAAAGCUAUAAGAAGAAUAAAGAAUUACUAACACUGAUAUACGCAAACCCCUGAGAGAAGCUUGAAAAAUGUGAUGAGCUCAGAAUGAGAAGAACAAGAAUAAAGGAUCAAGGAAAACAAUAAAAGGCUUAGGAUCUUGCAACACUGACUUCUUCAUUACCUAAAUAUUCAGAUUACUGUAAAUGGUUAACUUCAAUGUCAGUGCCAGAUUAUUCAAUGAUGAUGUAUGUGGUGGAUAGUCCAAGAUGUUUCUGGAAAGUGGAACUUUGUACUAGGCUUCAUUUCCAGCUAGUGAGCAUCAAGAGUAAAGGUGAUAGCUAUGCUUAAAAGAAAAAAAAAAAUAAAGCUGCUUUGUCAUGCCUUAUGCUUAAGUAAAAGUAGUGCCCA
Molecule: messenger RNA, 3985 nt
Organism: Neopsephotus bourkii (Bourke's parrot)
Lineage: Eukaryota; Metazoa; Chordata; Aves; Psittaciformes; Psittacidae
Gene: COL19A1
Product: collagen type XIX alpha 1 chain
Exons: 50
Coding region: 393-3563 (1056 amino acids)
Biological process (GO): endothelial cell morphogenesis; angiogenesis
Source: RefSeq, a predicted model, not a curated record